UUUAGAUAUACGUAUUGAAAGAAAUUGAUAUGCAUAAAACGUACACACAGAGAUAAUAAACCUGUUGUUAUUAAACAGAAAAUAUCUACGGACUUAAGCACAAAAAUGAUGUUUAUUGGAGUCCAAAGAUUGUUUGUCCUGCUCGCAGUUUGUGGCUUUGGGAUACACAAAGGAUCAUGUGCGGACGGAAAUGAUGCAAAGAAUCUUAGAAAACAGCUAUUUGUAACUGACGGUUACGACAAAAAGGUCAGGCCUUCCAACAACCAAUCUGAUCCAAUAGAGGUAUACGUGAGUUUGUAUUUGCUGUCAAUCAAUGAAUUAAGUGAGACAACAGAGACAUUGAAGACAACAGCUUAUCUUUGGAUCACAUGGUAUGAUGAAUUUCUACAGUGGGAUCCAUCAGACUACGGGGGAAUCGACUAUUACCAUUGGCCACAGGGAGAUGUAUGGAAACCGGAUGUAGCACUGAAGAACUCGUUUUUGGAGUAUAAGGAACUAGGAGUUUCGUCCCUGAACGUUCUCGUCUCUUCUGAUGGUUACGUUGAAUGGUAUCCGUUUCAGGCAAGACACUCCUAUUAA
Molecule: messenger RNA, 579 nt
Organism: Ruditapes philippinarum (Manila clam)
Lineage: Eukaryota; Metazoa; Mollusca; Bivalvia; Venerida; Veneridae
Product: acetylcholine receptor subunit beta-like
Exons: 4
Coding region: 106-579 (157 amino acids)
Biological process (GO): signal transduction; chemical synaptic transmission; regulation of membrane potential
Cellular component (GO): membrane; synapse; neuron projection
Molecular function (GO): neurotransmitter receptor activity; extracellular ligand-gated monoatomic ion channel activity; transmembrane signaling receptor activity
Source: RefSeq, a predicted model, not a curated record